AGGAGCGGGAGCCGGAGCCGGAGCGGGAACGGGAGAGGUGGGAGGAACGGCGGCGCAGCUCGAGGGCGGUAAUGGCUGACUGGGCCGAAGUGCUGCGGUUCAGGUACAGCGGUUGAAGCGGCGAGACGCUGCUUGGUGUUGAUGCCAGAACGACUUACUGUUAACGUACGAAAGUAAAAAAAAAAAAAAAAAAAAAAAAAAAAAAAAAAACCUUCACAAUGUCUAAGAACAAGAGUUCGGAGUCUGUGAAGGUGGUGGUGCGUUGCCGGCCGAUGAACGAAAAGGAGAAAGCGGCUAAUUUUGAGAAGGUGGUGUCGAUGGAUGUGAAGCUGGGUCAGGUGGUGGUGAGGAACCCCAGGGGCACAUCCCAGGAACACCCAAAAGUGUUCACUUUUGACUCGGUCUACGACUGGAAUUCCAAGCAGGUGGAACUCUACGAUGAGACAUUCCGGCCUCUUGUGGAUUCUGUUCUGCAGGGAUUUAAUGGCACUAUCUUUGCAUAUGGCCAAACGGGCACAGGAAAAACAUACACAAUGGAAGGGGUGCGCAACGACCCUGAGAAAAGAGGAGUUAUUCCCAACUCUUUUGAGCACAUUUUCACACACAUAUCACGUUCACAAAACCAGCAGUAUUUAGUGCGAGCCUCAUACCUGGAGAUCUACCAGGAAGAGAUCAGGGAUUUACUGUCAAAAGACCAAUCCCGGCGUCUGGAGUUGAAGGAACGACCGGACACGGGGGUUUAUGUCAAGGACCUGUCUUCUUUUGUCACCAAGAGCGUCAAAGAGAUAGAACGUGUCAUGAGUCUGGGAAACCAGAACCGGUCAGUUGGGGCCACAAACAUGAAUGAACACAGCUCUCGCUCUCAUGCUAUCUUUGUCAUCACCGUUGAGUGCAGUGAGAUGGGUCUGGAUGGAGAGAACCACAUUCGUGUUGGCAAGCUCAACCUCGUGGACCUGGCAGGCAGCGAGAGGCAGACCAAGACGGGGACUCAGGGGGAACGGCUGAAAGAAGCCACCAAAAUAAAUCUUUCCCUGUCUGCUCUGGGCAACGUUAUCUCUGCACUGGUGGACGGCAAGAGCACGCACAUCCCGUACCGUGACUCCAAGCUCACCCGACUUUUGCAGGACUCUCUGGGGGGUAACGCAAGGACUGUGAUGGUGGCCAACAUUGGUCCAGCCUCAUAUAAUGUGGAGGAGACUCUGACCACCCUGCGGUAUUCGAACCGUGCCAAGAACAUAAAAAACAAGCCUCGCAUCAAUGAGGAUCCAAAGGAUGCACUGCUUCGUAAGUUUCAGGAGGAGAUUGCCCACCUUAAGGAGCAGCUGCAGAAGCGCUCAGGCAAGCGCAAGAAGAGGCGGAGGAGGAGGAGGCUUGGGGAAAGUGGGGAGGAGCUGGAUGAGGAGGAAGGGGAUGAGGAGGAAGAUGGGAGUGAUAGUGUAGAUGGAGAUGAAAAGGAGGAUGCAGACUACUGGCUGGAGCAGCAGGAAAAACUGGAGAAGGAGAGGAAGGCCAUCAUGGAAGAUCACAGCCUUGUGGCAGAGGAAAAGCUGAAGCUGCUAAGGGAGAAGGAGAAGAAGAUGGAGGACCUCAGGAGGGAGCAAGAAGCUGCAGAACUGCUGGCAGCUAAAGUAAAGGCCAUGGAGAGCAAGCUCCUUGUGGGGGGGAAAAACAUUGUGGACCACACUAACGAGCAGCAGAAAAUACUGGAGCAGAAAAGACAUGAAAUUGCUGAACAGAAACGCCGGGAGCGUGAGAUGCAGCAACAGAUGGAGUGCCGGGAUGAGGAGACACUGGAGCUCAAGGAGACCUACACCUCCUUGCAGCAGGAAGUGGACAUCAAGACCAAGAAGCUGAAGAAGCUCUUUGCCAAGCUGCAGGCUGUGAAGUCCGAGAUCCAGGAUCUUCAGGAGUUGCACAUCAAGGAACGCCAAGAUCUGGAGCAGUCGCAGAAUGAACUGACUCGAGAGCUGAAGCUCAAACAUCUGAUCAUUGAGAACUUCAUCCCCUUGGAGGAGAAGAACAAAAUAAUGAAUAGAGCAUUCUUGGAUGAGGAGGACGACCAGUGGAAGUUACGUCCCAUUACCCGCAUUCAGGAAAACCAGCAGAUGAUGACUCGGCCUGUGUCUGCCGUGGGCUACAGACGGCCCCUCUGCCACCAUGCCCGUAUGGCUAUGGUGAUGCGACCGGGUACGAGAUAUCGGGCGGAGAACAUCAUGCUGCUAGAGCUGGACCCUCCUACACGGACCACAAAGGAGUAUGAGGAGCCAGUCAUUGCGCCCAAGGUGGCAGCGGCGCUAGAAGAUGCCUUGCGGGAUGAGGAUGAGAUUCAGGUCGACGCGUCCGGCUUCCACAGCGUUGGCCUGCCUUUUACCAGUGCUGCUAUCAAGAAGCCAAAAUCCAGCAGUCGCCCAAAGACUGGAAAGAAGGCGAGCACCCCCAACUCUGCGCAGAGUCCAUCCAGCUCAGGACAUCCCCUCUACCCACAGUCCCGUGGGCUUGUACCUAAGUGAUCCCCAACUUGGGUCCUCAUUUCUCUGCCAGAGAGCCAUGGGGUGGAGCAGUAUGGCCUGCCUCACCUGACAUGUGAAACGACUGCAAUUCUUGGUGCAAGAGGAAACUCGCCUGUAUCCACCUGAAGAGACCUUAGAGACCUUUGCUGUUGUCAGUUGACUGUAGCUCUUACAUUAGUGUGCAGGACCGCAGCGUAGACAAAUUUGACGAUAUUCUAGAUGUCACUGAGGCGUGUGUCUUCAGUGUAGAUCAGAGUCUUGCAUUGACUUUUGGAGCAGGAAGUGUCUUCAGUAUGAGAGCCAGAGGACAGGCUUUCCUCCAGAAUAACUUGAAUCUAACAAAGGCCACAGUACACAAUAUAAACGUUGGUUGAAAAAGGAUGGCAGUUCCUCAAAGUGUCAUUCCCACCCAGACAUUUUUCAAAGAUUUUGAAGGACAUUUUCUUCAAGAGAUGAUAAUUAGCAGUACUAAGAAGGUCAGCUGCCAGUUGAGCUGACCUACACGUCUCGGCGCUUUCCUAGCUGGCACAUACUUGAGGCACUUUAAGACAACACUUGUAUACAUGGAAUUACUGUUUUUCGGGACAUGUGUAUUGUUCUGUUGGUUAUAUGUUCGGUCAAAUUUUAUGACAUUGCACAUGUUGAAAAAUAUGUGAAUGAUUCCAUACUGUUUUCAAAGCAUCUUGGCUGCUCUAGAAACGAGUCUUUUCCUGAAGCUGUGACGAAGAGAAUCCGUUUGGUCAGUCAUCUAUCACAGGUUUCUGCUCUCAUGGAGAGGGGCUGUACUGUGACUAGAACGCUAAUCAGACAGAGUAGAAUAGUAAUGUUCCACUCCUGUAGUACCCUUAAUGAAAGUACUUACCCUAGUACAAAUU
Scleropages formosus (Asian bonytongue) is the source of this 3385-nucleotide messenger RNA. RefSeq names its product kinesin family member 3B (gene kif3b). NCBI's taxonomy places the organism in Eukaryota, Metazoa, Chordata, Actinopteri, Osteoglossiformes, Osteoglossidae. Gene Ontology annotation, molecular function: microtubule motor activity; ATP binding; microtubule binding. The coding region runs from base 219 to 2510 and encodes 763 amino acids. The transcript is spliced from 9 exons. Gene Ontology annotation, biological process: microtubule-based movement. The record is from RefSeq and is a predicted model, not a curated record.